UAAUAUCAUGUGACAAGUAUUAAUUAAUGUGUUCCUUGAUGUGUAUGCUUAUAAUUCAUGUAAAUUUCACUGAUAGAACUACGCACCAAAAAGUUUGAGAACCACUGAGUUCGAGCAUUGUCAGCAAAGUUUAAUUAAUUUAAUUUUUCUCGGUAAUAAGCAGAUGCCUUUCUUCAGGGCUCCGUUCUCUCCUUCGUUGGCAUUUUUAACUCCAAAUUAUGGAUCUAAAGCUGUAAAUAUUAAGGACAAUAAUGUGCUAUUUUUUGGUGGUGGAUGUAAUAAAUUCAGAGAUUCAGUCGUUAUUUAUAACGUUCCAAAAAACUCGUAUCAAAAAUUCGCAUUAAAUAAGGAACAAUUCAACUUCGAUUAUACUGGAUCAUAUGUCGAAGAGAAUCAAUUCUCAGGCUUAGCUGCUUUUGAUAUGGCUUAUAUAGAAAGGAAUGAUAUAGUCUUGAUUUAUGGAGGAAUAACAGGAGAUUAUGGAUUUUCAGAUACACUUUAUGUACUAGAAAAUUAUGCUGAAUUAAAAAUCAUCCAGACAAUUGGAGACAUUCCAAGUCCUCGAAUUGGACAUACAUUCACAAAAAUAAAUGAUAGCGAAAUUUUACUUUUUGGUGGCGUUGAGAAUACAUGUACCAUGCGCUAUGAAAUGAUUCCAAAAUACUUGAAUGAUAUUUAUAUCCUGCAUAUUGACGAAGACUACUAUCGUUGGGAAAAGAUUAAAGAACAGAAUUUUGAGGAACCAUGUCCAAGAGAAUCACAUACUUCAAUUCUUUACAAAAACCAACUAAUCGUUUAUGGUGGAAUGAAUGGAAAAAGGAGAUUAAAUGAUAUCUGGAUGUUAGAUCUUGAUUCUUUUUCAUGGAUAAAAUUAACUACAACUGGAACUAUUCCACUCGCGAGAUCAAUGCAUACAGCAACGCUUGUUGAUAAUGAAAUGUACAUUUUUGGUGGGUUUGUUCAUGAAAAAUCAAAAAGUUGGAAGUGCACAAGUAGCAUUCAAUGCUUAGAUUUAGAAUCAUAUAAAUGGAAAAAUUUCCCAACAGGUAAUAAACCUAAUCCUCGAGCUGGACAUGCUGCAAUCGAACAUUUUGGAAGAAUUCAUAUUUGGUCAGGAAGAGAUGAUAAUGAGUUUGAUGAGACACUUCCAAUUAAAUGCCAUAAUGAUCUCUGGUAUUUUGAGACAAAAAAACCGUUAAAAGUAACUGAUGUAAAUGUUAUAAAAUGUGACAGGAAAUCUUUCACCCUCGAGUGGUCAGCAUCAACAAAUGCAGUAUUGUAUGUCAUUGAAUUGAAAGAAUUUUGGGAGUCAAAAGUAGAGCUCAAAGACGAGCCAAUGAUUGUCGAGCAAGAAGAGAUAGUAAUUAUUCAGGAUCAUCCAACAAACAUUGUUGUUGAAAAGGCUGAAAAACAUGAAACAGUCACCAGCAAAAAGCCAAAAAUUAUUAUUCAUGAAAAUAUCCUAUUAACACCACCAUAUACAAUAGACACUGAUCACUUGUUUAAUGAUUCAUCUUCUGAGAGAUAUGAAAUUGUAAAUCUUGUACCUGACAAUCAAACUAUUAACAUAGAUCAAAUGGAUGGAGUAUCGGAACUAGCUGAAUCUGAAAGCACAGACUCUGAAUUAGAGACAUAUUUGGCAUCAUUAAGUAAGGAUAAGAAUAUCCGUAAAAAUUGCUGGUACCUUGUUGGAAUCUUCAAAAAUAAUUUCUGCAAAAUUAAGAACUACAACUCGCACAUCCUAAACAAGCUAACAUUAAAGGCUGACUGUAUUCCAAAUUUAAUUGGAUCUAAGCUGGUUUCUAUUGAACCGAAUAGAACAUAUUUCGUUCGAGUUGGAGCAUUAAAUUCCAUUGGACUGUCGGAUAUGAGUGAUCCAGUCACAGUUAAAACAAAACAAGACGAGCCAAUAUAUAAUUUAGAAUUGAUGAGUUUCAAUGACUAUUACACCUUAAAAUGGAAUACAACAUUUGCUGAUGUUGAGUUUCUAGUUUCAUUUGACAUUAAGACAGAACAGUACUCAAACUCUGUGACUAUAUAUAAAGGAAUAGACUGCCAAUGUGAUAUUUCGAAGAAAUUGCUGGAAAAUACAAUAAUGUCCAAUGAAUUUACGAUGAGUAUUUGCGCAAUUGCUCCCGAUGGACAAAUUCUUCAUGGAACUGAAUUGCAAUGUAGCUUGUAAAGGAUGUGAACUUCUACAUGAAAUAAAAUAUUAUCAAAUUAACGUUUUUUGAUCUUUUAAAUUUUGAAAACCAUUCAACAGCCAAGAGCUCUGAAAACUUACAAAUGUUA
Chironomus riparius is the source of this 2292-nucleotide messenger RNA. Lineage: Eukaryota; Metazoa; Arthropoda; Insecta; Diptera; Chironomidae. The record is from the annotation of a GenBank genome assembly.